CUCUUUGCUCCAAAACGCCACGUAAUUGACUCAGCACGUGAGAGACAGCACAUGGAAUACUACUCUCUAUCGAAGAUUUCUCAGCUCCAUCGGAGAGAUUCGCAGUGGUGGGACAGUUUCAAUGGCUUCAGAGACGAAGAAAGAUCAAUUGGGUUAUUAUCACAACUGGUAAAAUUAUUUUGAGUAAACUUUGAAGGUAGUUUUUCAAGGCAAAGAGCAGAGGUUCAAAGAGUUAUUAGGAUUUGGCACGCAUUCAUGUUGAUAUUAGAGAUAUGGACGCAAAAUCGCCGUCGAAAGUUAAGCUCUCAAUCAUGGGAUUUACUCAGUAUAAACGGUUGUUAAAAACAAGUACGAUUAUUUUGGUUGCGGUGCUGUUAUUGGUUGGAGUUUACUUUGCAUUUAACCCUGGAAAAGGUGGUAGUGUAAUUAAGGGGUCGUACUUUGUUGUGGUUAUGGAUUGUGGAAGCACAGGGACGAGAGUGAAUGUGUACAAGUGGAUGGUAGGAGGUGUAAGUAACAUGCACCUUCCUCUUUUGUUGCAUUCUUACCCUGACAAUGUUUCCAAGAGUUCACUCUGGAAGAAUUCUUGUCAGUAUCACUGUAUGCAAACUGAGCCUGGGUUAGAUAAAUUUGUCCGUAACUCCUCGGGAGUGAGAGCGUCUUUGGAACCAUUGCUUAUAUGGGCAGAACAGGUAGUACCUCGUGAAAAACAAGGAGACACUCCUAUUUUCGUUUUGGGUACUGCUGGGUUAAGGAGGUUGGCAUUUGAGAAUGCUAGGCGGGUUUUUGAGGAUGUAGAGACUGUCCUGAAGGAGCACAUGUUUUUGUAUAGGAAGAGUUGGAUAAGGGUGUUGAGUGGCAAAGAAGAAGCUUAUUAUGGUUGGGUUGCUCUAAACUAUAAAAUGGGGAGCUUUAAAAAUUAUUCAAGGUCUCCCACUUUGGGACUUAUUGAUCUAGGAGGUUCCUCGUUGCAGGUUGUGAUGGAAAUAGAUGAUGCAAGAAAAGGCAUAGACUUAGUGACGUCAAAGAUUGGUUCAAUGGAACACAGGAUUUUAGCGUACUCACUGCCAGCAUUUGGUUUGAAUGAGGCAUUUGAUAGGAGUGUUGCCACGCUCAUUCAAGCACAAUGGUCCGGGAAAAAUACUGGUAAUACAUUAGAAGUCAGACAUCCUUGUCUUGGUUCUGAUUUUGUACAAAACUUUACCUGCUCUGGUUGCUUAGGGCUUAAUGCCACCAAUCAGAAAAUAUUGAGUAGUCAAAUAUGGAGAGCUGAAGUUCCUAUUUUGUAUCUGGUUGGGGACCCCAAUUGGGAGCGGUGCAAAGAACUUGCAAGGACUGCUGCCAUCAUUUCAAGCAAUUUAGAUUGGUCACGACCAGCAGAUGGUACAAACUGUAAAGCAAGCUCAUCUUCCUAUGGUGGCAGUGAUAACAUUAAUUUGACAGCUGUCACUUGCCUUUCUACACGGUUUCAUGCUUUAUCUGGAUUUUUUGCUGUUCACAACACAUUAAAUUUGAGUCCAAGAGCUAACUUGACAAAGAUUUGGGAGGAAGGCCAGCAGUUAUGCUCAAGAUCAUGGGCAAACUUGAGCAGUAUUUCCAGAAACCAAAAUUAUGCUAGACAAUAUUGUUUCCGGGUGCCUUAUAUGGCAUCACUCAUUGAGGAUGCGCUGUGUCUUGGUGAUAAAGAGAUAGUAUUUGGUCCAGGGGAUGUUUCUUGGACAUUAGGAGCUGCAUUGAUUGAAGGAAAACAGUUAUUGCUGAGAGCUACCAAAGCUCAGGCUAGCAUUUCUACCUUAAAGAAUAUGGUCAUGUCCUCUCCUGUUGUUCUGUUUGUUUUACUUCUCUGCCUUCUAUUUAUCAUUUAUCAUUUCCAAAUCAAGCUGCCUAUGCCAAGCAUGAAGGCUGCUGCUGCUGGAGUAUCUUUGCCAUCUUAUACGCAUCCGAAACGCCGACCUAACUAACUUCUGGCUACAGAUGCGCAUAAAAUAAUGUGUUAAUAGUCAGACAUUCGUUGCAUUUUCUCAUACAACCAUAAUUCAUUCAUUAUUUUAGGUUGAAUACAUGGUAUAUAUGUUAGAAAAGAUUCUGAAUUGUGUGAGACGUGUAAACUAGUUGGCAUAUUCAACAUUUGGAAUUGUCUGUAGCAACUAUAUCCUGGCACUUGAGUUCAUGUCAGUGGGAUAAUUGCGGCAUUCUCUGAACUUGGGUUGGAGCCUAUUGUUAGAUCUAAUUUUUGAAGUUUCUAUCUGGUCCCAAGCUUGAUCAAGAUCCUAGGUUAAUCUCGCAGGGACAAUCCUGUGUAUAGUAUGUAAUUGUUUGUUCAAAUUACUGAAUUUGACUUAAAACUUUUUCUCUU
Messenger RNA from Alnus glutinosa, 2356 nucleotides. Its product is annotated as probable apyrase 7. Gene Ontology annotation, cellular component: membrane. The coding region runs from base 273 to 1961 and encodes 562 amino acids. Gene Ontology annotation, molecular function: nucleoside diphosphate phosphatase activity. Gene Ontology annotation, biological process: nucleoside diphosphate catabolic process. The transcript is spliced from 3 exons. The record is from RefSeq and is a predicted model, not a curated record. NCBI's taxonomy places the organism in Eukaryota, Viridiplantae, Streptophyta, Magnoliopsida, Fagales, Betulaceae.